Messenger RNA from Zingiber officinale, 2439 nucleotides. Its product is annotated as putative disease resistance RPP13-like protein 1. Bases 1 to 2439 code for a protein of 812 amino acids. The record is from RefSeq and is a predicted model, not a curated record. Gene Ontology annotation, molecular function: ADP binding. NCBI's taxonomy places the organism in Eukaryota, Viridiplantae, Streptophyta, Magnoliopsida, Zingiberales, Zingiberaceae. The transcript is spliced from 2 exons.
AUGUCAGGAUCCCACGAAUUGAAGCGUCUAUUGCUGCAGGUGCUACCAUCGUCUACCAUGAUGGCACAAGGUCGCUUGCUGUGUAUCCAAAACCACUUGGCGAUGGUUUGUGAUAGCCUUUGGGCAAUCAAUUCAAUGAUUGUUAUCCCUGAGAUGAGAGUGGUGUAUAAUGAAUAUUUCCCAUCACUGGAGAUGCUAGAUGUGCCGGUGGAAUUUGAAGAUUGGGAGACAGACGUGGCUGCAGCAGUUAUAGAUGUGGGAGAGUUGCUCAGUAGAAUCAUGGAUUGGGAAGCAAGUUUGCAUCGUUCCAUUGUGGGCAACACCCAACAGGUGAACUUUCGCCAUGUUAUUCUAGUAGAGCUGAAAGAGAUGUUGUGCAACUUGAAUUCUCUUGUGCUGAGAGGAUCUUCAAUGGGUCUUCCAAGGGACCCUAUGGGUUCUAUGAACCCACUCCGAGAAGACUACUCAAUUGUCCUAAAAAAUGAGGUCGUGGGUAGAGAGGAAGAUCUAGAGAAAAUCAUUGCAAUCUUGGAACAACAACUAGUAUCAUCCAACAACAAUGGCGAUGAUAACAACCCGUUUGUAAUUGUCAUAGUUGGCAAAGGAGUUGGGAAGACGACUUUGGCGCAUAUGAUCUACCACCACACUUGGGUUCGCCAACAAUUUCAUCAUCGCAUUUGGGUGGAUCUACCCCUCUUUUCGACAUUCAAGAUGAUUAAUAUAAUUGGAGAUGAAUUUGUAAGGUCUAUAAACAAGGAAAAAUGUUGUGAUCAGAAAUUACACCUAGACCUGCCGCUACCAGCCAUAUGGGAAUUUAUUAAUGAACAACUCUGUGGUAGCAGAUACUUGUUGGUGCUUCAUUGUGAAAAUUUAACUACUUUGAUGCAACCAGAGUGGAAUGAAUUAAAGAACAUCUUGUUGCUUGUGGGCAGUCCGGGGAGUGGAGUCUUGAUCAUCUACAAAACAUCAACACAAUUAGAAAGUGAUAUGGGUUUUCUAAAUGGGACGAAGGAUAUUAUAACAUACUGCUUGAAUCCCUUAUCGCUGGAUGCACGGGUGGAAUUAUUCAAGAGACAUGCAAAGCAGGACAAAUCAGAGAAGGAUGCAUGGAUCUUCCGAAAUUACUUUCCUAGUCAAACUUUUGGGGCAAAGAUUUUUGGAUCAUUAAUCCAUAAUAUUCCGACAUCAUUUGUCACUGACGUACUUAAUGAUAUUUAUAUGAUUAUGAAUUUUCCAUUUGUCAUCAUACGAUUACACCAAUACCAUCACCUACUUGAUGUCGAAAAUGAUAAUGAUGUCAUCUUACACAUGUUGACCGCUGAAUACCUCAUACCAACUGAAGGCCUCGAACGAGAUUGGACUCAGCUCUAUGCAAGAUAUUUAAGAUAUAUAAACAAGACAGUACUAGCCUUAGUGUUUUCAAGGAUGGUGUACUUGCAUAUGAAGGUUCCCGAAGAUUCAACUAUCAUUCCAUGGUAUUGUCGCUAUUUGUGUUUGAAAAUUAAUCAUAGAGUUAUACCAUUUCGACUACCGACCAUGCCAGUCGAGGUGAGCAAUAAACUGAUAACAUUGAUUCUACGAGAACAUGAGGAAGCGACACAAGAAGAUGUUGAGGAAAUAACACUUGAAGUAUACAAAAAAAGACGCAUGAAAGCAACAACUGCAAUAUCAAAGUUCCUCAACAAGAUGUCGGUGAGACUCGUACAUUUGCGUAUAUUAGUUGUAGAAACUGGUAUGAUCCAAAGGCUACCCAAUGAAGUUAGCAAGUUGAUUAACUUGAGAUACCUCCACCUUUCAAAGCUUAAGAUGGAAUUACUUCCGAAAUCACUUUUUGACCUACCUAAUUUGCGAAUUUUAAGUUUGCUUCAUUGCCAAAAGCUUCAAAAGAUACCUGAACGAAUCCAUCAGCUUAAGAAGUUGCAGAUUUUGAAACUAGCUUAUUGCACAAAGCUUCAGCAGUUACCAAAAUCUAUAACAAGGCUUAAAAACUUGGAAGUGAUUGAUGUGGAAGGUUGUUGUUGGCUCAGCAAACUCCCAGAUGAUUUGCUCAGUUUUAAAUCACUGAGAAUCCUCAACGUCACAAGAUGUGCAUCCUUGUCUCAAAUUCCCCGUGGGAUUGAACAAUCAAUUGACCUUCGUAAGUUGUCAGGAAUAUUUGUCGAUGUCGAUGGAGGUUUUGUGCUCGCACAGUUGCAAACUUUAACAAAUCUUCAGGAAAUAAGAUUACGAAACCUAGAACGAGCGGAGAAGACUCAAACUGAGGUACUGAUGGGCCAACAAAGUCUUCGCGACUUGUCAUUGCAUUGGGGUGGUGAAGAAGCAAAUGAGAGUUCUGAAUCAGCUACACCAUUGCAGUUGAGGUCAGACUCAUCAAUCUCAGGAGGUGUGCUACAUUACCAUCACUCGCUGAACUUCCUUGUGUCGAGAAGCUUGAGAUAA